AUGAUCCCUUCGACGACGAUACGACCGACGAACAACGAUGCUUCAUCUUCGACAGCAACUACUACUGCCACAGGAAGCGGCCUUGCAACAGCUUCUCAGACCGCACCCGCCGAUCUCCCCCGGCCUUUUGAUACUAGUUUGGGGAACAACUUCACUUCGACCACUUGUCCGACCUUCUUCUCGUCCUUUUUGAACAAUCAGACUUUUAAGAAUUGCUUGCCUCUUUCGUUACUUUUGCAGACUUCCAACAGCUUCUUCACAGCUUCUCGCUCCCUCGUCCGUCUCAGCCAAACCCUCGACGCAACCUGCAACAUCGACUUCAACACCUGCUCCACCCUCAUGGCCUCGCUAGCUCAAGAGAUUCAAGAAGACGCCCAAUGUGGUGCCGAUCUAGAGAUGGAGAACCCAUUGGUGACACAAGCAUACAACGGCUUCGUAGCGUACCCAACGCUCUACCACGCCGGAUGUUUGACGGAUAACGACGGCAAGUACUGCUUCGCCAACGCCGUCACCAAUGCAUCCGCACCGUCGUCGAGCUAUAUCUAUUACCUCCCCCUCGGCGUGCAACUCCCCGGUGGAGCAAAACCGGCAUGCAACCAGUGUCUCCAGAACACCAUGGCCAUCUUCGCGACCACGGCUAGCAACAGCAGCCAACCUCUUAGCAAAGACUACACCGGUGCUGCAGAGCAAGUACAGAUGACGUGCGGUCCGACGUUCGUCGAAGCCAGCGUGGCAACUUCUGCUGCCUCAAUACCUAUUACAACCUCAACAACCCUGGCUGGGGCACUGGUCCUCUUGACCUUGAUCAUGAACCUAUUCUGA
Molecule: messenger RNA, 822 nt
Organism: Zasmidium cellare ATCC 36951
Lineage: Eukaryota; Fungi; Ascomycota; Dothideomycetes; Mycosphaerellales; Mycosphaerellaceae
Exons: 2
Coding region: 1-822 (273 amino acids)
Source: RefSeq, a predicted model, not a curated record